Oldenlandia corymbosa var. corymbosa is the source of this 1860-nucleotide messenger RNA. The record is from the annotation of a GenBank genome assembly. NCBI's taxonomy places the organism in Eukaryota, Viridiplantae, Streptophyta, Magnoliopsida, Gentianales, Rubiaceae.
UAUCAAUUUAACAUAAAAAAACUACACAUCGUUUCCGCGGAGAGCAGCGAGAAGAGGCAGACAGCAGCGAGAGAAACUCAAACUAAGAUUUGAUUCAAGAUGGGUAUCUCCCGGGAUUCCAUGCACAAGAGGCGUGCUACUGGAGGGAAGAAGAAGGCUUGGAGGAAGAAGCGAAAGUAUGUCUUUCUCUUUUGUUUUUAAUCAAUUUGUCUGGUUUUAAAAACUUGUCUUAGAUCAGUGUUUUGCUUGUUUGAUUCCGCCGCCUAAUCUUGUUUUUAUCAUGCGGGAAGCUAUCUGUUUUUAUCAUCCACAUUGCUAUUGAUUGGUGUGAUUUUGAUUUUCAUUUGAAUUCAUUGGUAUCCUAAUUAAGAUUCAGAAGUGCCGGUUAUGAUAUGUUUUCAGUUGUGUUUUGGGUUUAUGAUUUAAAGAGCGAAAGUUGAAACCUUCCCCCACCCCCCCCCCCCCUCUCGGAAAUGGCAUUUUUAGGGUAUCCCUGACAAAGUCUUUAGUAUAAUUAGCAAAAGUGAAGUUGUACUAGAGGUUAACGAUCCAUGCUAGUCAUGAUAGAGGACUCCUGGUUGAUUCUUAUUUGUUGCAAAAAGAUAGUGCAUCACCGUUAUGUGUCUGGGUAUCAGUAGUCAUGGCGGAAGCUCCACUGGUAGGUAUUCUGAGUAACUUGUACUGAUUAGAAAAACUACUUUGGUCCCAAUGUGUUUUAUAAUACUUGUGAUUAAACAUCGAGUGGUGAAUCAUUGAGACCAUAGUUUCAUGAAAGAGGUUCACUUAUUUUCCACUGCUCCUGCUUUUCCUGACUUCUUUCAUCAAAGGUACGAGCUUGGUCGCCAACCAGCUAACACUAAGCUAUCGAGCAACAAGACAGUCCGUAGAAUCCGUGUUCGUGGAGGCAAUGUGAAAUGGAGGGCUUUGAGGUUGGACACAGGAAACUACUCAUGGGGUAGUGAGGCUGUCACUCGGAAGACCCGUAUCCUGGAUGUCGUGUAUAAUGCCUCAAACAAUGAACUUGUUAGGACUCAGACUCUUGUGAAGAGUGCUAUUGUUCAGGUUGACGCAGCUCCUUUUAAGCAGUGGUAUCUUCAGCAUUAUGGUGUUGACAUUGGUAGGAAGAAGAAGGCUGCUGUUAAGAAGGAAUCCACUGAGGAGGGUGAGGCUCCUGCUGCUGCUGCUGAGGAAGCUAAAAAGAGCAACCACGUCACCAGGAAAAUUGAAAAGCGGCAGCAAGGUCGAACUCUUGAUCCUCACAUCGAGGAGCAAUUCGGGGGUGGUCGAUUGCUGGCUUGCAUUUCUUCCCGUCCAGGUCAAUGUGGCCGAGCAGAUGGGUAAGCUCAAUCCUUACACCAUUCUUUCAUUUCUUUUUUUGGCAGUACAUUGGUUCCAAGUUGUUUUUUUGUAUCAUCUCACUAGUCUGAAGUGCAUUACCGUCUUUAACUUUUACCAUUGUUGGAAUUUGCUUGUAGUUACAUUCUGGAGGGCAAGGAACUUGAAUUCUACAUGAAGAAGAUCCAGAGGAAGAAAGGCAAGGGCGCUGCUGCUUAAUCGAGUCUCGUGAUUCUUUUUUAUGAGUUUAAAUGUUUCUAGGUUUCUGAUCUCAAGGUUUAUUUAUGUAUCCCCUCAUUAUUUGAGGUGGUUCCUUUUUGUACUCUACCGCCAGAAAGAAUGAUGCGAAUGAUGCCUGAACAUCGGUGUCUUCAGGAUUGUAAAAUUUUGAGUUUUUAAUUUGCCAUCUUAUCUUAAUUAUGGUUGACAUAUAUACUCUUGUGCGGUUGUUCUCAAUUUUUUUCCUCCUAUAAUUCAUCCGUCGUGUAGAAGAGCCAUCAGUUGUUGGGGUAUUGCAGAAAUGGC